AUGGCAGGGGAGGAGCGUGCAUUAGCCGUCUUCUUACGAGCACUGCAAGAUCUCACACUUAAAGACUUUGAGGAGUUUAAGAUGAAGUUAUCGGAGGUUCGUGUGGAAGGAGAAUGGAACAUCCCCAAGGAUUUGCUGGCGAAGCUCACCCACCCUUGCGCGCUUGUCAGCUGCAUGGGCAAGAACUACAGCGAAGAUGCCGUGAUGGACAUAGCGAUUGGGUUGUUCGAAGAGAUGAACCAGAGAGACCUUGCCGAGAAACUCCUGGAUGAGAAGGUGAAAGAGUACAAGCAGAAAUACAAAGAGUACGUGGUCCGGCAGUUCCUCCGGUACAAAGAACUGAACUCCUGUCUCGGGGAGAACCUGUCCACCAGCAGCCGCUACACCAACCUGACCAUCGCCAGGAAGCCUCAGAGCAAGCACGGAGGUGAGCACGAAGCUGUGAGCACCAGCUGUGGAUGUGCCAACGCCAGCAACAGACCAGCCACUGUCACCGUCACUGCACAGACGCUGUUUAAACCCGAUGAAGAUGGGCAAACGCCACGGGUUGUGGUGCUGGUGGGGGCCCCAGGGAUGGGGAAGACGAUGACAGUCAGGAAGAUGAUGGUGGAGUGGGUGGAAGGGACACUCUACACGCAGUUUGAGUAUGUUUUCUGCAUUGGCUAUGAAGACAUUGCCUUUACCAAGGAAGCGAGCGUGGCAGACCUCAUUUCAAAGUGCUGCCCUCAUAGGCAAACGCCAGCUGCGAAGAUCCUGGAUGACCCAAAGAAAAUCCUGUUCAUUUUUGAUGGCUUUGAGGCCCUGGGAUUUUCCUGGGUUCAGCCCAAAGAUGAACUGAGCUCUGACCCCAGGGAAGUGAAACCGCUGGAAACCACCCUGAUGAGCUUGUUGAAGAAGACUGUCCUCACCGAGUCCUCCUUGCUCAUCACCACGAGGCCGACAGCUCUUCAAAGCCUGGGGCGGUGCCUGGAGGGUGAAUAUUAUGCAGAAAUACUGGGAUUUUCAGCAGCCAUGCGGGAGCAGUAUUUCCACAGGUAUUUCGACGACGACAGUAAAGCCGACAUGGCCUUCAGGUUUGCCAAAGGCAACGAGAUCCUCUACAGCUUGUGCAGCAUCCCUGUCAUGAGCUGGACCGUCUGCACCAUCCUUAAACAAGAGCUUCACAAGAAGAAAAACCUUGUUGAGUGCUCCAAAGCCACCACGCUGAUGAGCAUGUUUUACCUCUCCUGGUUAAUGAUGUGCAGAGGCAGGGACAACCCAAAGGACCUCCAGCCAUUCCUGCGCAAACUCUGCUCCUUGGCUGCCGAUGGCAUCUGGAAGCACAAGGUCCAAUUUGAGGAGAAGGAAAUCAAGGACCGUGGCUUGGACCAGCCAGAACUUCUCCCCCUCUUCCUCAAUGAGAAGAUCUCAAAGAAAUGUGUAAGCCAUGGGAACAUCUACAGCUUUACCCACCUGCACCUCCAGGAGUUUUUCGCAGCGAUGUUCUACGUUCUGGAGGACGAUGAGGAAGUGGAUGGUGACUCAAGGGCUCUGGUGAAGGACAUAAAUACAUUAUUAGAAAGCUAUAGUAAGUCCAGGAAUGAUUUGAACUUAACACUGCGGUUCCUGUUUGGUCUGGUAAGCCAAAAAUCAAUCGAGUAUGCAGAUGAAAUCAUCGGGUGCAGAAUUUCACCACGAGCCAGGGAAGAUCUGCUGAGGUGGCUUCAGGGGAGACACAGAGGCGUCUCCCAUCCCAGACAAGCACUGAAGGUUUCAGAAUUGGACACUUUCCACUUUCUGUUCGAGAUGAACGACAAAAGCUUCGUGCAAAGCGCGUUGGAUCGUUUCACCGACUUAGAGUUGCAGGACAUCAAGUUGACCCCGUAUGACCAAAUGGCUCUUUCCUUCUGCAUCAGGCAAUGGGCUGGGCUGGGCUGCGUCACCCUCUGUGGAUGCUCCUUCAACCAGCACCAUCCCAGGCAGGAGGUGGUGCCUUGUUCCGAUGCUUCAGAAGCUGGAGGAUGUCCCGGUCCCCUUGGGCUGGAGGAGCCGCAUUCUCCCAUCCAUCCACUCUGCAGGGCCCUGCAGCACCCAGGCAGUGACCUGCGGGUGCUCCGGCUGCGGUGGUGCGGGCUGUCGGAGAGUGACUGCGUGGAGCUGGGGAUGCUGUUGGCCUCGCACCCCAGCCUGACCACGCUGGAGCUGGGUGAUGGGACCUUGGGGUCUUCCCAGCGGGUGCCUUGCAGGCUGUGGUACUCCCGCCUCACCAGCGCCUGCUGCAAGGACCUCGCUGCUGUGCUGGGCGCCAGCCCGUGCCUGGAGGAGCUGGAUUUGUCCUUCAGCGAGGGGCUGCGUGACGCCGGCGUGCAGCUGCUGUGCGAGGGGCUCCAGCGCCGCUCCUGCCAGCUGCAGACCCUGAGGUAAGGGGCUGGGGGGCGGACAGGGGCCUGCUGCCAAGCCCUGGCCGCUCAGCUGGUGGAGAGCCCCCACCUCACCUGCCUGGACUUGAGCGACAACGAACUGGGAACCAGCGGCAUCCUGCAGCUCUGCCAGCAGCUCCGACAUCCUUCCUGCUCGCUGCGGACCCUGGGACUGAGCACGUCUGGGUUAAACGAGGAAGUGCUGCAGGAGCUGGCUGCCCUGCAGGCACUGAAGCCAGACCUGAAGAUCGGGUACCUCCUGGAAGAUGUGCUACAGGCAGGGGCCAUGGCCCGGCUGCCCUUCCACCGUGGGGUCCUGCCAGGGGGCAGGAAAGGGCUCCCCUCCUUUAGGAGAGGUCCUUGCAACAACCGGAGCCAUUUCUAG
Molecule: messenger RNA, 2784 nt
Organism: Mesitornis unicolor (brown roatelo)
Lineage: Eukaryota; Metazoa; Chordata; Aves; Mesitornithiformes; Mesitornithidae
Product: NACHT, LRR and PYD domains-containing protein 12-like
Cellular component (GO): cytoplasm
Molecular function (GO): protein binding
Source: RefSeq, a predicted model, not a curated record